Molecule: messenger RNA, 345 nt
Organism: Entrophospora sp. SA101
Lineage: Eukaryota; Fungi; Glomeromycota; Glomeromycetes; Entrophosporales; Entrophosporaceae
Source: the annotation of a GenBank genome assembly
AUGUACGAAGAACUAGCUCAUAAUGUUUCCGCCGUAGAUAGAGGUUCUAUAUCGUGGGACGAUCCACUUAUAUCACACGCGGUCAUAUUUCCGCCUGUAUUUGAUGCUUGUUCUGAAGACACUAUCAAACAGAAAACGGCUCGCCUUACUUGGGAUUUCAAAAUAAAUUGGAACACAGUACUGAAAAACGAAGAAAAGUCACCGCCGCCUGGUGUUGAGAAAAGCUUUUGGUUUGAAGCAGGGUCAGCCAUGAUACUGGUCCAUUGGAUCAAUGAACCGGUCUAUUUCCAACCCUGGGUUGAACCUGAUGCAACGUUAGAAAUGUCAUCCGAUGGUAUUGACUAG